Diabrotica balteata is the source of this 438-nucleotide messenger RNA. The record is from the annotation of a GenBank genome assembly. NCBI's taxonomy places the organism in Eukaryota, Metazoa, Arthropoda, Insecta, Coleoptera, Chrysomelidae.
AUGGUGACAUAUUUUUUUCUCCAUUUUCAGAUGCAAUUUGACAUAACGGACUGGAAAUUUGAAUGUCAUCACGGAGAGAUCGAGUGUUACGGCAACAAAAUUCAAGCAUGUGCUUUGAGACUUAUUGACAAGGGUUUACCCAGCGAAGGUUUAGGUUUUAACAAGGUUGCUGUAGGUUUCAUCAACUGCCUUAUGGAUAGAGCUGACAAAACAGCCAAAGUGGUUUUUCCAACAACUGAGUGCGCAUUAGUUAAUCCAGUUUCCAAUCUUCAGGAUAUUGAAAACUGUGCUAAUCAUACAGAUGCUGCAAAUUACCUUUCAGUUCUCGGUAAAGCCACAGAAGCAAUCCAAAAGCCGCUAAAAUCUGUUCCCACCAUCGUAUUCAAUGGAGAGUAUAAACAAAGCGAUAAUGAUUUAGCGCAGACCCAAUUUCGUUAA